CUGUUACCACUAACUAUUACUUGCAAAAACGAGACUGCUUUGUGUUUUUUGUUGCUGCUUACGGCGAGGGACGAAAAUUACACGUAAAUUAUAGAAAAUAAGUGAAUUUAUCACCAGACCACAAAGUAUCAACAUACCCCAAAGCCGCAUAAAAUGGAUCGUUUGCUUCGUCUUGGAGGCGCCAUGCCACAGGCUGCUCCACCCACAGAUGCUCCCGUAGUGGACACUGCCGAGCAGGUCUACAUCUCCUCUUUGGCCCUACUCAAGAUGUUAAAGCACGGUCGAGCCGGCGUGCCCAUGGAGGUGAUGGGUUUGAUGUUGGGCGAGUUUGUGGAUGACUACACGGUGCAAGUCAUUGAUGUGUUCGCGAUGCCCCAAACGGGAACUGGAGUUUCCGUCGAGGCGGUGGACCCUGUCUUCCAGGCGAAGAUGUUGGACAUGUUAAAGCAGACGGGACGACCGGAGAUGGUGGUUGGCUGGUAUCACUCGCAUCCUGGAUUCGGCUGCUGGUUGUCUGGUGUCGACAUCAACACGCAGCAGUCGUUCGAAGCCCUGUCGGAGCGAGCCGUUGCCGUCGUAGUCGAUCCUAUUCAGUCAGUGAAAGGCAAAGUGGUGAUCGAUGCAUUCCGUCUGAUCAACCCCAACAUGCUGGUGCUCGGCCAGGAGCCAAGGCAGACCACCUCAAACCUGGGUCACCUGCAAAAGCCUUCAGUGCAGGCGUUGAUCCAUGGCCUGAAUCGCCAUUACUACUCGAUCAGCAUAAACUACCGCAAGAAUGAGCUGGAGCAGAAGAUGCUUCUCAAUCUGCACAAAAAGUCCUGGAAGGACGGUCUCACGCUAUCCGACUACAAUGAGCAUUGUUCUAUUAACGAGGACACAGUGUCCGAGAUGCUUGAAUUGGCCAAGAACUAUAACAAGUCUCUUGAGGAUGAAGAGAAAAUGACGCCCGAACAGCUGGCGAUCAAGAAUGUUGGCAAACAGGACCCUAAGCGGCAUUUGGAAGAGAAGGUCGACAAGGUCAUGCAGAACAAUAUUGUGCAGUGCCUAGGCGCCAUGCUGGACACCAUAGUCUUUAAAUAAAUUCUUGCAUUUGCCUCCUUCUUCUUCAGAAUACCUCCCCUCAUCCCACAAAACCGCUAAGCUAAAUCGUAUUAACAAAAUAAAAACUGCUUUUGUUUGGAGCAAAGUUUUACAACAAA
Messenger RNA from Drosophila bipectinata, 1199 nucleotides. It is a transcript of the gene Rpn11, whose product is annotated as regulatory particle non-ATPase 11. Gene Ontology annotation, biological process: proteasome-mediated ubiquitin-dependent protein catabolic process; protein deubiquitination. Lineage: Eukaryota; Metazoa; Arthropoda; Insecta; Diptera; Drosophilidae. Gene Ontology annotation, cellular component: proteasome regulatory particle, lid subcomplex. Gene Ontology annotation, molecular function: metallopeptidase activity; proteasome binding; protein binding. The record is from RefSeq and is a predicted model, not a curated record.